This is a messenger RNA of Dunckerocampus dactyliophorus (ringed pipefish), 1759 nucleotides long. RefSeq names its product ras-related protein Rab-35. Lineage: Eukaryota; Metazoa; Chordata; Actinopteri; Syngnathiformes; Syngnathidae. Gene Ontology annotation, molecular function: GTP binding; GTPase activity. The transcript is spliced from 7 exons. Gene Ontology annotation, biological process: endocytic recycling. The coding region runs from base 897 to 1526 and encodes 209 amino acids. Gene Ontology annotation, cellular component: plasma membrane; endosome membrane. The record is from RefSeq and is a predicted model, not a curated record.
GGCAACCGGACUACACGUUUUCAUGUUAUGUCGUUUGGCAGCGUUGUAUGUUCCUCCUCAUGAGUGCGUUGGAUAUAACAAGAACUACGUCCACUUUUUCAGUGCUUUUUCCGCUCGUGGUCGACCAACAUUGCGUGACAAGCGGGAACGUAAAGUCUAAAAAAUGAAUGUUCCAAGUACAAAAUGUGUGUGCCGAAUUGAAGAUACUCUCUAAAGACGUCAGUGGAUUCCAAACGAGCAGCACCCGAGUGAUUCUUUUAAAUGUUCGCUUGAAUUUCGCAAAGUCUAGAAGCUAAAAGUGAAGUUUGGCUCAAAGCCGGAAGGUGUUUGUGUCGUGACGUCACUGCAGCGCUGCCGAGCUCGCCUAAUUUCGUUCAAGUUUCAAAGCAGUUAAUUUAACGGGGAUCAACACACCUCAUUUGAAAGUGAUCAAAGCGAACUACUGAAAUAGACCUGACCGAUGGUUGGUGAUAGUGUAUUCCGAUGCCUUUUAAAAACAGGAACUUCCAGGUGUCUCGUUGGAAGACAUGUAGUUCUUAAAUACAUUUAAUAACAAAAUGACAUUUUGUACAUGGCUUGCGGACGGGGCCACCUCUUCUAAUGGAAGCAGCGACCAUUCAGCCUCCAGUCAAGUGAAAGUGAAACUGUGGCGUGGAAAGAGGAACUUGAGGUGCUGUCAUCAAGAAGCGUUGCUGAUCUUCAGGUUUGCAUGCAGAGCUGUGAUUGGUGUGAGCAUGAGCCAGCGGAGCAGAGAGCAGCCCAGACGUCCUCUAUUUCCACUCUGGAUCUGAGGGACAAUGUCUACUCCUGCUUCUUGGUCUUAAACCUAAAAAAAAAGACUGGACCCCGCCUGCCGCCGCCUUCUAUGACACGCCUUCGUCUUCUUUGUCGUCAUAAUGGCGAGAAAGGACUAUAAUCAUCUCUUUAAGUUGCUCAUCAUUGGCGACUCCAAUGUCGGGAAAAGCAGCCUCCUGCUCCGCUUUGCUGACAAUUCCUUCUCUGGAAGCUACAUCACCACCAUCGGCGUGGACUUCAAGAUCAGAACGGUGGACAUUGACGGCGAGCGUGUCAAGCUGCAGAUCUGGGACACGGCGGGGCAGGAAAGAUUUCGAACCAUCACAUCAACGUACUACAGAAAUACGCACGGUGUCAUCAUUGUGUACGAUGUCACCAACCCCGAGUCCUUUGUCAACGUCAAGCGGUGGCUCAAUGAGAUCUCUCAGAACUGCGACAACGUCUGCAAGAUUCUGGUGGGAAACAAAAACGAUGACCCGUCCAGAAAGCAGGUGGAUACCCAGGAUGCACUGCAUUUUGGGGAGUCUGUGGGGGUGCGUGUGUUCGAGACCAGCGCCAAAGAGAACAUCAACGUAGAAGAGAUGUUCAUGGCCUUCACCCACAUGGUGCUGCGGGCCAAGAAGCAUAGCCAGAACCGAGCCGAGAGGGAUCGUGAGCGUGAGAAGGACACGGUCAACAUCAACGCGCAGAGAGAGCGAGACCGCAGGAAGCGAGGCAAGAAAUGCUGCUGAGAGGACAGGAAGUAACCUUCAUCCUGCCCUGCUUGUGUUCUUCUUACACUUGAAAAGGACUCGUCAGGCGAGAGGACCAGGAAGUAGAACACAAACAGCGCCACGUUGUUAAUUUGCACUUUUCCGUGCCACAAUCAAACGUCACUGAAAGGGAAGUUACUAGGAACUAACACGUGCUAACAUGUGAUCAGUAGCGUUGAUGUUUUUAAUGUACAAUAAAGUCUUACCUCUAA